AAUCAAAUACCUCAGAUUCUUUCUCAGCCGCGAGGCAUGUCACCCAUUGAAGUUCCAGAAUUAUCCUUGAGCGAGUUAAAAGAGACGACAGACAACUUUGGGUCCAAGGGAUUGAUUGGUGAAGGUUCAUAUGGACGAGUUUAUUAUUAUGCACCAACCACCUUAACUAAUAAUAAAGCCUUUGCUGUUAAAAAGCUUGAUAUUUCUAAUAAUUCUGAACCCCAACCAAAUAAACAGUUUUUAGCCCAGGUUUCGAUGGUUUCCAGACUGAAGCAUGAAAACCUUGUUCAGCUGCAAGGUUACUGUGUACAAGGAGACAUACGUGUGCUGGCCUAUGAAUUUGCAACAAUGGGAUCUUUGCAUGACAUUCUGCAUGGUAAAAAAGGAGGAGCGGAAGAAUGUGUAUUUGGUCGGCCAGUGGUAAUCCUUGAUUGGAUGCAGCGGGUGAAAAUUGCUGUAGAUGCUGCAAAGGGGCUAGAGUAUUUGCACGAGAAGGUACAACCACCAAUAGUACACCGCUCUAUUCGCUCAAGCAACGUGCUCCUCUUUGAUCCUGAGUUUAUUAAGGCUAAAAUCGCCGACUUUAACCUCUCCAAUCAAACUCAUGACUUGCCUGCUGCACGCCUUCAUUCUACUCGCGUAUUGGGAACCUUUGGUUAUCAUGCACCAGAAUAUGCAAUGACAGGACAAUUGAGUCAGAAAAGUGACGUGUAUAGCUUUGGUGUUGUUCUUCUAGAACUCCUCACCGGAAGGAAACCUGUAGAUCAUACAUUGCCCCGUGGUCAGCAGAGUCUUGUUACUUGGGCCACUCCUAGACUGAGUGAAGACAAGGUCAUUCAGUGUGUUGACCAAAAGCUUAACGGAGAGUAUCCUCCCAAGGCAGUUGCUAAGCUAGCAGCUGUUGCAGCCUUGUGUGUUCAGUACGAUGCCGAAUUCCGACCUAAUAUGAGAAUCCUUGUCAAGGCCCUCCAACCACUACUCAGGCCACCAAGCCCAUCACCAUCACCAUUAUCGUCUUCUCCAUCUAAAUCAUUUGUUCCAUCACCUUCUCCUGUAUUGACACCAAUUUCACGACCAGAAACUCCUUUACCUCCACUAAGUCAUCCUUCUUUGCCACCUUCCCCAAAUAUGAUUCCCCAUAAUCAUUCCAAACACAUGUAUUGUGCGAUGAUCUGGUCUGGAGUAGGAGGGUCUUUUUUCUUUGUGGCUUCCGCUCUUGACAUUUUCUUUUAUCGACGAAAUAAGGUGGUUAUGGUGGACCUUGGGCUACUGGGUGUUCCAAAGCUGCAGAGAUCGGAACUGGUAACUGCUUGCGAAGAUUUCAGUAAUAUAAUCGGUUCAUUAUCAGACGGAACAGAUUAUAAAGGGACUCUUUUUAGUGGAGUAGAGAUAUCAGUUAUUUCUACAGCAAUGAAGUUUGCUGAAGAUUGGUCUAAAUCAUUAAAGGGUCAAUUUAAAAAGAAGGUUUCAUCAAUUACUGAUCAUGUUAGGGUGCAAGACUCAAGUGCCAAAGCAACUGAUUUUGAUGUGACGAUGGUGGUGGUUUGUAUUACGGGGUCUCUUGGAGUACCAGCGCUAAAUGGGGUAGCUUUAGGUCAACAGGCUAUUACCUUACCCUUACCCAUGAAUAGACAAGCUGCCAUUCCUGCUGCACUUCUUCCAACAAUUGUGGCGUUGGAGCCUAUUGGAAUCCCUAAUGAAUGUCUCCUCUUGAAAAAUAUGUUUGAUCGGACUAUGGAGAUGGACCCAGAGUAUGAUUUUGGAAAUCAAAUAUGA
Molecule: messenger RNA, 1776 nt
Organism: Impatiens glandulifera
Lineage: Eukaryota; Viridiplantae; Streptophyta; Magnoliopsida; Ericales; Balsaminaceae
Product: PTI1-like tyrosine-protein kinase 2
Exons: 13
Biological process (GO): protein phosphorylation
Molecular function (GO): ATP binding; protein kinase activity
Source: RefSeq, a predicted model, not a curated record